AUGAAUUCUGCUCAAGUUAUAGCGUUCCAGCCUGCGAUUUCUGUGAAGAAUUCUAAGUCAUUUGUUAUUCCAAUGAGUGUUAUCACUACUUUUCCUCGGAUUCAGAAUAUUAGCAUAAGAGAUGAACCUUCUUUUAGAUUAAAAUCCCUAAAACCUCUUCGCGCCGGUGGAAAAGGAAAGAUGGGAAAUAAUGAUGAGGAUUCGCCUUGGAAAUCUCUUUCAAAUGCGAUUGACAAAUUUAAGGGACAAUCAAUAGAAGAAGUAUUACGGAAGCAGAUUCAAAAAGGCGAGCUUUUUGACAACGGUGAAAGUGGAUUAAAGCCACCAGGAGGUGGAGGAGCAGGAGACGGUGGCGGUGGUGAUGGCAGACCUGAUGGCAGGGGUGGGUCUGAAGAUGAAGACUAUGACAAACGCCAAGUAAUUUUUGCAACCGGUGCCUUAUUAUCUCUGUAUAUCUAUCUCAUCAAGGGCGAGUUGAUUAGAGCUUUGUUUCUAGAUUUUCUGAAAUAUAUGGUUGGCAGAGGUCAGAGUGGUCGAUUCCAGGAUAUCAUGAUAAAAUUGGGAAAAUUGUACAGGGGUACAAAACAAAAGAAAGUGACUGAUGAGCAUUUUUUGGAGAAGGCCAUUUUGGGUACCCAAACAUGGUGGUAUGAUCCUAAUGAUUUUCGUCGAGCCGUGAGGAAUUACUAUGCAUCAGAUGAAGAUGAAUAA
Molecule: messenger RNA, 711 nt
Organism: Lathyrus sativus (Indian pea)
Lineage: Eukaryota; Viridiplantae; Streptophyta; Magnoliopsida; Fabales; Fabaceae
Source: the annotation of a GenBank genome assembly